AUGAAUUCAAUCAGAAGAAUCCUAGAAAGUGGUCCUAGUGCCUCAAACUUCAAAAGAGAUGAUUCAAACUUGCUAAAAUCAACUUUCAAGCUUGGGUCUGACUCUAACCUACGCCCAAACCCUCGAACUUCUAUGUCACAAUUGAAGUUGUAUCAACUAUCAAAUACAGAUGCAACUUACAAAGACUUGAAAAGAUUCGAUUUAGAAGAGCUUCGAAAUGGGUUCUUUGAUCCAAUCUAUGUUAAUCCAAAACAUACAGCUUCAUUAAAUGAUCAUUAUCAUGAGAAACCGAAAACAUCAACCUUUUUCAACAGAUGUAAACAAAGUUUUCAUUCACAUUUCCAAAACUUUUGGAAAGAUUUCAACAAUUCCAAAAUCAUCUUGACAAAAUUUUUCAUUGCAUAUUUCAUCUCCAUAAUACUCUGUCUUGUGGAAAAACCAGGAAACUGGUUUGGAAGAUAUAGGGUAUUUCUCCCCAUCUCAACUUUAAUUAACCAUCCUGUCCAUUCAAUCGGUGCUCAGUUAGAAAUUACAAUACUGUCUAUAGUAGGAUUAGCUAUAGGGUUAGGAUGGUCUUCAUUAGCAUUAUACAUAUCCACAGCGACUCAACCAACUAGAAAUCAUCAAGGUGGGAUAUUAGCUGGCUCAUUGUUCAUUGGGAUCUUCUUUAUGGGUUGGUUUAAAGCUUAUUUCAUUAGGUUUUACUAUUUGUUUUUAUCAUCAGGUUUUGUUUUGAUCUUUUUGUCAACAAAUUUGGAUUUGAAGUCCACAGUAAUCAAUUGGAAAGAUUGUUGGAACAUAGGGAUACCUUAUCUUUUCGGUUUAUUAGUUUCAUUAUUCGUCUCCCUAGUGUUUUUCCCAGAUGUUGGUCAUGAAAAAAUAUUGAAUUCUAUACUUGAUUCAGUCACCAGCAUCAAGGAUUUAAUUGUUGCAUAUACAGAGGCUCAAGAAGAUGAUGAUUCCGAUAAAAUAUUCAAGUUGACUCAAUUACAGAAAAAUUUAACAUACAAAACAUUAAUGCUUUCAGAAAACUUCAGAGAAUACUUGAGUGAGGUUAAAGUAUCAAUAUUUCUUGAUGAAGAUUUAAAGAAAAUCAGAAACCACUUGAAUUUUGCAAUCAGUCCAUUACGUGCAAUUCCAUCACCUACAAAUAUGUAUUUCAAACCAACAACUACACUAGAGACUUCACAAAGUAAUGAACACUCUACUGAUGUUUCAGGGUUAGCCACCGCUAUUGGAUCAGGGAUGGCUACACCUUUACCAAAGCCAAAUGUCCCAUUAGCAUUUAUGCAGCAUCCUCAUUUUGGUAAUAAUAAUAAACUGCUUUAUACUUCUAUCAUUAAUGAAGCUUUCAAUGAACCAUUGUUUAAAUUGCUCACCCAAAUGAUUGACAAUUUGACACAUAUUGAUACCUCAUUGAAGAAAUUUGGUAAAUUAUCAACUAAUGAUCACCAAUCAAAACAACAAAUUAUUGAAUCGCUGAAAAACUCACAAUUGUUAUUAAAGAAAAGGGUUUGGCAAAUUGAUGCUGCCUAUAAAAAGUUUACAAAAUCUGAAAGUUUUUGUAGAGACCUUUUGAAUGAAGAAACUGUUAUUGAUAUGUUUUUAUUUUUGAGAUAUUCAAGACAGUCUGCAACAAUGAUGAUCAGUCUUUCAGAAGUUGUGGAAAAAUCUUGUGAACAUGUAUCAAGAUGGAAGUUUUUUUGGUACAAUUAUCCUUGGAGAAGAUCCCUCAGAAGAUUACCAAAACAGUGUUUAAGAGAUCAAGGUGCUGAUUCUAUUUUUUACUACUUUGAAACAAAAUUAGAUGUUGAUGAUGCCUUUGAAAGAAUCUACAAUUUGAACACUUCAAGAAUUAAAAAUAUCAAAAAGAACAAAACAAUCAGAGCUAUUGAUCACAAUGAUUUCAGUUAUCACUCCACUGAUAACCCGUUACGUUUCAAAUUAUGGAGACUCUCAAGAAGACUGAAUGAUUCAGAAACCAAGUAUGCCUUUAAAAUUGCAUUCGUAUUGGUGUUUUUAUCGCUACCUGCAUGGCUAAAAGAAUCUAAUCAUUGGUAUUACCAAUAUAAUUGUUUUUGGACCCCAUUAUUAGUUUAUUAUUUCCUAAGUCCUAGAAAUUCAGGUAAUUGGGAAAAUUUAUCAACGAGAAUAAUAUGUUGGUUUAUCGGUUGUUUUUGGGGAUGGGCUGCCAACCAAGCUAGACAUUUCAGAAACCCAAUUGUCAUUGGUGCAUUUGCUACUAUUAUUUGUGUUCCGUUUGCAUUUGGAUUUUUAGUUAAGCCUCACCCAAGAUCUAGUUUAAUUUCAUUGAUGUCCUUCACAAUCAUUUCCAUUAAUUGUUAUGUUCAAGCAGAUGGUGACUCUACUGAUGCUAUUUUUGAUUUCACUUGGACCACAUCAGUGGCUAUUUUAAUCAGUGUUGUUACUUCAAUCUUCACAAAUUGGUUGAUUUGGCCGUUCAUUGCAAGAAAUGAAUUUUACAAAUCUUGUUCUUCACUACUGUCACAUAUUGGUCAAUGCUACCAAACUGUCACUGAAAGAUAUCUUUAUAGAGAUGAGAAAGAUGACCCAACUGAUUUGACUUUAGAAUUGGCUAAUAUUAGAGAAGUUAGAAUGUCUCAAAGUUUAUUUGCUGUUAGAGAAUUAUUGACAAAGGCAAAACGGGAGCAUGAUUAUUCUCACUCAUUCAAAUAUAAAGUAUUUGAAGAUUUAUUAAACUCUUGUGAGCUGAUCUUAGAGAAAACCAUUGAAGCUAGAAUUUCAGGUGUUUAUUUCCAUGUUUGGGAACAAGAUAAAGAUGAAGAUACCACACAGGCUUUAUUAUCAAUUCGUCGUGACUCAGUUGCAACAGUGAUUUAUCUGUUUUAUAUUUUAUCAAAUGGGUUCAAAACAAGGUCAAACAUUCCCAAAUAUUUACCAUCUGCUAUAACAAUUAGAAAGAGAUUAUAUGAUUUCAUUGGGAGAUUAGAAGCUCAGAGAGAAGAGAAAUCAGCCGCAAAUGAGACCAUUGCUACUCAAUUGGAGAAAAGAUUAGCAUCAUUAGUGAAUCAAGCAGAUUACGGUAAAUCACACUGGACUGAAGUUCACGGUAUGGCUUUUGCGAGGGCAUUCACCACAAUCACAGAAGAAUUGGAAAACAUUAUAGGGUUCUCCAAAGAAAUUUUGGGAGAGGAAGGUUUGUUUGACGAUUGA
Messenger RNA from Hansenula anomala, 3195 nucleotides. RefSeq names its product Bre4p (gene BRE4). Lineage: Eukaryota; Fungi; Ascomycota; Saccharomycetes; Phaffomycetales; Wickerhamomycetaceae. Bases 1 to 3195 code for a protein of 1064 amino acids. The record is from RefSeq and is a predicted model, not a curated record. The transcript is spliced from 2 exons.